UGGUUUCGGGUAGACCCAGAACCCGUACCGGAACUGGGAGAGCACCGUGCCGGGUCCACCAGGAUGCAAUUGCGCCCGCGCCCACCAGCGCACCAAGGACUCCCUCAGCCUUAUCCCACCCCUCACCAACUACCAACCACCUCCACCGCCACCAAUCCACCACCUACCCCAUCAACAAAACCACUUCCCCCUUCCCCAGAACCACCCCUCCAUCAACAGCAAAUCCAUGGACAACCCAUCCUCACCACUACUCCUUCCCCCAUCAAAUCUAACCCAGCCCACUGCCACCGCCAUCACCACCUCAAACCUUCCUUCCCCGGAUAUCAAACCCAAGCUCGAAUUAAUCCCCGCAUUUAACCCUAAUCCUAAUUCCAAUUCCAACAGUCACACCCCAACAUCACCCCCCAAGAAAACCCAACCUCUCCCCUGGACCCACCAGGAAACCAUCUGCCUUAUCCAAGCCUACCAAGAAAAAUGGUACUCUCUCAAAAAAGGCCAGCUCAAAGCUAGCCAAUGGGAGGAAGUUUCCAUCACCGUUGCCGCCCGCUGCGGCUACGAUGUCCCCUCCAAAUCCGCCACCCAAUGCCGUCAUAAGAUUGAAAAACUCCGAAAAAGAUACCGGGCCGAGCGGCUUAAGCCUUACCCCAAUUCUUGGCAGUAUUUUGAGCUCAUGGACCGCAUGGAGCGUGGGCCUUUGCCCAUUUCGGCCGCGCGCCCCGUUGCCGCUGUUAAGUAUCAAAAGAACGCGAAUUCUGUUGGCGGUGGUGGUAAUUAUGACGAGAGUGAUAGUGAGGAGGGCGGAGGUCAUUAUGGUGGCCUUGAGGUUAAGAAAAAUAAGUUGAAGAGCAUAAAUAACAUAGUUAGAGGAGGCGAAAUUGGUGUGAGUGGUAGUAGUAGUAGCAAUAGAAAUGUGAAUAGAAUGGGAAUGAAUAGGAAUUUUGGUGGUGUUGGUGAGAGUGCGAGAGUUUUAAGAGGACUGAGAACUCCCAUGAAUCAGAAGCGGAAAGGGUACUUUCAGAAUGACGAAAGCGAUGAGGAAGAUGAGGAGGAGAGGGAUGAGGAGGAAGGGCUGGAAGAAGAGCAAGAGGAGGACAAAGAAGUGGUUGUGGGGAGGGAACUAGCAUCAGAAAUAAGGGGUUUUGCUGACAGGUUUAUGAGAAUGGAGAAUAAGAAGAUUGAGAUGAUGAGAGAGACUGAGAGAUAUAGGAUGGAGAUGGAGAAGAAGAGAAUGGAUAUGAUUCUUGAAGCUCAGAGGAAGGUUGUGGAUACAAUUGGGAGGGCUUUUGGAGCUGAUAAGAAAGUGAAGAUGGCUCAUGAAAAUUGAAGGGUUCAUGUGCUGACUACUGGGGUUUCCUUCCUUAGACCUGAAUUUUUUUUUUUUUAUCUUUUUAUCUUUUUGUUUUUUAAAUUCUCUGUGGUAUUAAAUAGUAUUGUUUUUUUUUUCCCCUUCUUUUCAUCCUGAUGAUGUGCCUUAGAAUCUUAUCAGUUUGUGUACAGACUAGAUUGGAAGUAAUAGUUCUGAAUCGUAAUUUAGUA
Messenger RNA from Coffea eugenioides, 1536 nucleotides. RefSeq names its product trihelix transcription factor ASIL2. The record is from RefSeq and is a predicted model, not a curated record. Gene Ontology annotation, cellular component: nucleus. The coding region runs from base 227 to 1324 and encodes 365 amino acids. Gene Ontology annotation, molecular function: transcription cis-regulatory region binding. The transcript has a single exon. Lineage: Eukaryota; Viridiplantae; Streptophyta; Magnoliopsida; Gentianales; Rubiaceae.